Cooperia oncophora is the source of this 585-nucleotide messenger RNA. The record is from the annotation of a GenBank genome assembly. Lineage: Eukaryota; Metazoa; Nematoda; Chromadorea; Rhabditida; Trichostrongylidae.
AUGCGCUCCUACAUAUGCUACAUUUCACUCAUUCCGCUCGUGGUCCUGGGCGUAUUCUUGUAUUCCGAACUACUACCGAUCUCACUACAUUAUCACGGAGCGACUUCCAUUAGGAUGGCCCAGGCGUUUGGUGACUGGCGAUCAUGCAUGACAACUCAUUUGGAUAUGGUGAAAGAUAAGCCUGUUAAGAUGUGGUUUCAAUUCGAAAGAAUUACCGCUUUCUGCACGAUUUCUAGCAAGCUUCGCAACAUCAAGCUCGUUUCUAUCCGGAAUAAGGACGAAGUUAAGCACUGUGUCCUUAGCCAUGAUAGUGAUCCCCAUAUUAUCGUGACGUUAGGUGUCGGCGCAGACAUAAGAGCUGAGCGCGUAUUAAAACAACUACUUCCAGAGGGGUCAGAAUUCUUUGGAGCUGAUCCGGUGUCAACGCCGAAUGCCGAUCUUUUCAGCGAAAUUGGGACAUUUUUUCCAGUUGCUGUCAGUGAUCACUCUGGUCUCGCACGUUCCAUCAUUAGAGAAUAUAAUGGUAACUGCCAUCAUCAGAUUGCUAUAAUAUGUGUGAAACUUUUUGGCUCAACCAGGGCUUAA